Arachis stenosperma is the source of this 795-nucleotide messenger RNA. RefSeq names its product leucine-rich repeat receptor protein kinase HPCA1-like. The record is from RefSeq and is a predicted model, not a curated record. The transcript is spliced from 5 exons. The coding region runs from base 1 to 795 and encodes 264 amino acids. Gene Ontology annotation, molecular function: protein kinase activity; ATP binding. Gene Ontology annotation, biological process: protein phosphorylation. NCBI's taxonomy places the organism in Eukaryota, Viridiplantae, Streptophyta, Magnoliopsida, Fabales, Fabaceae.
AUGGCGAUGAAGGUGAAGCUGAAAAUGGAGCUGAAAAAGUUGGAAAUGAGUUUCUUGGAACUAUGGAGAUGGCUUGAAAGUAAUCCAAUUUGUUAUGAAACUGGAACUACUGAAUCUUUCUGCAAACCUUUACAAAUCUCAGAUGAAAAUCCACAAAACAAAUGUCCAGCUUCUGGUUGCAGCUCUGAUAAGAGAAACUGGGAUCCAAGUAAAAGCAACUGUGGCACCCCUGAGUUAAAGGCAGUAAGGCAGUUCUCUUUUAAAGAACUUAAGAAAUACACAAACAACUUUUCACCAGCUAAUGAUGUUGGAUCUUGGGGUUAUGGAAAGGUUUAUAAGGGAACUCUUCCCUCUGGACAACUGAUAGCCAUAAAACGAGCUCAAAAGGAAUCGAAGCAGGGCGGGUUAGAAUUCAAAGCCGAGAUUGAACUCCUUUCAAGGGUUCACCACAAGAAUGUGGUAAGCCUAGUUGGAUUCUGCUUUGAAGAAGGGGAACAGAUGCUGGUUUAUGAGUUUGUUCCAAAUGGAACCUUGAAGGAUACUAUCCCAGGGAAAUCAGGCAUUAGAUUUGGAUGGCAUAGAAGGAUCAAAGUAGCCCUUGGAGCUGCAAGGGGUUUGGUUUAUCUUCACGAACACGCCGAUCCUCCAAUCAUACACAGGGACAUCAAAUCAAACAACAAUUUGCUGGAUGAGAAGCUUGAUGCAAAAGUUGCUGAUUUUGGCCUAUCCAAACCAAUAUUAGAUUAUGGCAAAGAAUAUUUAUACGUUUAUAUAUGUAAAUAUGAUUGUUAUUGA